UGAAUCUUAGAAGAGACAACUUCAACUUUCAAACUUCUGUCCGAUGUCUCGGAAAGUACUUUGAGAUGAUAUGAUCCUACUGCACUUCUUACUGGUGUGAUCAUAAAACAGUACUCCAUCAUGCGCCCUUUACCAGGCGACGACUCCUACUCAGGGCGGUCUCGAAGUACCAGCUUCGAUAACGACCCGACUCCACUGGCAACCCGCAGUCAAGCUCCGCAGAUGUCCUAUUUCAUAGCAGACGAGAAGACUAUGGAAGCUUCAACAUCUCGGUUGCCGAGUACUCCCCCAAAACAGCGAGAUCUUUCCAAAAGCGGGUCGUACGGCGUUGAGAGUCUUGAAACCACGAUAAGCUCUCUAGUUCAAGAUAGCGACGAUGCGGACGAUAAGCUGCGGAAUGCAAGGCACAACUGGAAGAAGCAUCUAGGACAACGCAUGUCAAGAAAAUCAGAAGAGGAUUUGUCUCAGCCAACAUCGCCGUCUACUAGAUCCUCAGGCGAAGCUAGCCGGAAUGCCUCCCCAUCCUUUCAACGCAGCUCAUCCCAAGCUACAAUCUCGAGGCCUUCCACUCCACUUUCAUAUGGCUCACCAGCCCCUCGGUCUUUCAUGAGCAGCCCCGACUCUCGUCGAAACUCCGACGCUGGUUCGUUGAUGGACGAAGUUGCUAGUCAAGCAAUCAUAUCGAGUGGCGAUGAGGAGAAAGACAUGGGCAGAGAGAUGAUUGAUAGUGGAAGUGCUCCGCAAUUGGUCAUGCCGAGUAUCAAGAUGCCUAGUAGGCGACCAUUCACAGAAAGAGGAAAGAACAUGGGCAGAUUGAAGGUUUUGAUUGCUGGUGAUUCAGGUGUUGGUAAGACGUCUCUCAUCAAAGCAAUCGUUCAAGUUUGCGAGGACAUUGUUCACGUCGACCCUUUAUCUGCUACUCCUAUAACCAUACCAGCGACCAGACGGAAGAGUUUGCGAACGAAGUCCAGAAAUGGGAGUGCGGAUCUUCAAACCACAUCACAGAUCACAGAGAUAUAUGCAAGCACACGAUCCUACCCAUCUUGGUGGUCUGACCUGGAGGAGAGCCGCGUAUUGCGGAGAAGGAAGAGCAUGGGUGAUUCGGUUCUGGAAAGAAACCUUUGCUUCGUUGAUACCCCUGGUUAUGGCAACCAGACAUCAUGCUUGGAAUGCAUAACCCCGGUAAUCGACUACAUCGAAUCUCAAUUUAAGAAAGUGUCGAGUUUUGAGGGCAUGAGCGAGCCAGAAAUGGUGAACUUGUUGAGUGGCAAUGGCGGAUCACAGGUUGAUGUUGUCCUAUACGUGGUAUCUAAUAAAAUAAAGCCAGUUGAUAUCGAGUAUUUGCGCCGACUGUCAGCCCUCACAAAUGUUAUUCCACUCGUUGCACGAGCUGAUGCGUUCUCUCCGGAAGAGAUAUCAUCACUGAAGGAAAACAUCAUGAGCGAAUUGGAGACGGCAGAUAUUAAGCCUUUUCUGUUUGGCCUCACUCCAGAAGCUGCCCAGCAUACGUCUCAGCCAUCACCCCCAUACGCGGUAUCGACCACUCCUUCCAAAGACCACGACACUAUGGAUGCCAGUCUCCUCAUGUCUCCGGACUAUAUUCAACCUCUUAUUCCCUCUGAAUUACAUACACUUGUCGCCCAAGUCUUUGACCCGGACUCAGUGUCAUGGCUUCGACACUCUGCUGCGAAGAAAUUCAUCACUUGGCAUUCUUCCUCUACUCCAGUGUCCAGGCCCCAAGCACUUUACAAACCUCUCACAUCGUCGAUUUCGGGCUCCCAAAGCUUGACUGCUCCUGUCGGAGCUACAACCUCUUACGCGUUAGCCCGGAUCACAGAUCAUACUCAACGCGAAGAGCGGAUUGCCCAAGUAAGGCUUGCCAACUGGGCUGCGGAUCUUCAGCGAAGUUUGCAAAACGAGCGCGCCAGAUUUGAGGCACUAGCUAGAAGUGAGCGUGCCGUAUGGUUGACCGAAAGACUCGGAGAAUGUGUCUCUGAUGGCACAAUCGUUCCGAUCUCACAAGCCAGGAAGAAUGACCCAGACUACGAUGCCACUUCGGGAGCCCUUGUGAAGCAGGGAACAUAUUCCAGAAGACGAGUACAGCGAGAUGCUCGAGGCGGUGUAGAUAUACAUGAUCCCCUGGGCCUACUUAUGCUGAACGAGGAGCUCAAGCGGAAAGGUUGGUUUGUCUUCAAGGUUGUCAGCAGCUUCGGAAUUCUCGGUGGACUUGCAUAUUGGGUUACUCGCACCAUUCAAGGUGCCGAGACCCACACUUCAAUGUUCGGCCUCGGUGGGAUGAGUAUCCGAGACUGGGUCGAGCUCGGAGCAGUAGAUUGGCGAUGAGAGUGUGAAAGUAGGCGCAUGCGGGUAGAACGGUGACUUUUGGGCGUUGCAUUGACUGUUUGUUAUGGGUCCCUCCCCCCUUUUCUAGCCUUCUUUGGCUAUGGCUGCCUACAGGCUUGGAUGCUUUCGAUGCGAGAUGAGAUCAGAUGAUUUGUUGCAUAGGGGCUAGGUGUCUGGUUGAGCAUACAGAGAGCUUGGAGUAUUCCCCUCUUUUUCUAAGUUUCCACAUUAGCGAUAUUCACAACUCUGGAGAUAGGCUAGCAAUGAGAUACCUACAAAUACACUACUUUGAAAACAGA
This is a messenger RNA of Cadophora gregata, 2642 nucleotides long. RefSeq lists its product as uncharacterized. Bases 121 to 2343 code for a protein of 740 amino acids. Gene Ontology annotation, biological process: cytoskeleton-dependent cytokinesis. Gene Ontology annotation, molecular function: molecular adaptor activity; GTP binding; GTPase activity. Gene Ontology annotation, cellular component: cell division site; microtubule cytoskeleton; septin ring. The record is from RefSeq and is a predicted model, not a curated record. The transcript has 4 exons. NCBI's taxonomy places the organism in Eukaryota, Fungi, Ascomycota, Leotiomycetes, Helotiales, Ploettnerulaceae.